CGUCCUCGUGGGCGCACAUUCCCUUCUAAUAGGGCCACGUGUCUCUGGGCCCUGCACGGACCCUAGAAGCGCUUCAGGCUUGAGUUCAGCACAAGCCGGAAGGGGCGGGUCUUGUUGCUAUAGCGCUCGCCUCUUUCUAAUCCUAGCGUUUUGCCUACGUCAUCCUCGGUCGACGGAAGCGUGCGUUAGCCGGGCUGAGGAAGAUGGCGGCCGCGAAGCGGAGCGUCCUGUCGUCGUUGGCGGUUUACGCAGAGGAUUCCGAGCCCGAAUCCGACAGCGAGGCCGGCGCGGCUGGGAGCGAUGGAGGGACGGCAGCGGAAAAAGGAGGUCUGGUGUCAGAAGCAUAUGGCGAAGAUGAUUUCACCCGGUUGGAAGGAGAUGAGGAUGGGUAUGAGGAAGAGGAUGAUGAAAACAGCAGACAUUCAGAAGAUGACGAUUCAGAGACUGAAAAACCUGAGGCUGGUGACCUAAAGGAGUUCUCAGAACUGGAGAAGAGAGAUCCCCAGGAGCUAGUUGCCUCCUUUUCAGAGCGAGUAAGAAAUAUGUCUCCAGAUGAGAUCAAAAUCCCUCCAGAACCCCCAGGCAGGUGUUCCAACCACUUACAGGAUAAGAUUCAAAAGUUGUACGAUAGGAAGAUGAAAGAGGGCAUGGACAUGAACUACAUCAUUCAGAGGAAGAAGGAAUUUCGUAAUCCCAGCAUCUAUGAAAAGCUGAUCCAGUUUUGUGCAAUCGACGAACUUGGUACGAAUUAUCCCAAGGACAUGUUUGACCCUCAUGGGUGGUCUGAGGACUCCUACUAUGAGGCGCUAGCCAAAGCACAGAAGAUUGAAAUGGACAAACUGGAAAAGGCCAAGAAGGAGCGCACAAAGAUCGAAUUUGUGACUGGCACUAAGAAGGGCACAACAACAAAUGCUUCAUCCACCACUACCACAACAGUCAGCACUGCCGUUGGAGAUGCUCAAAAGAGAAAGAGUAAGUGGGACUCCGCCAUCCCGGUAACAACAAUAGCUCAGCCCACCAUCCUCACCACGACUGCAACGUUGCCAGCUGUUGUCACAGUAACCACCAGCGCAAGCGGCUCCAAAACCACAGUUAUCUCUGCUGUUGGCACCAUAGUGAAAAAAGCAAAGCAGUGACAAGUGCAUUGAGACUUGACCUGGGCUUCCAGACUGAAUUCUCGUUGAAGGCACCACCCUUUGAAGGGGACAAGGAGAGGGCCACUCUUAUUUGCUCAAUACAAAAUGGCAAGACUUGAAAACAGACCCAACGUGCUCCCCGCUAACCCCAUUAAGGAAAGUGGGGAAAGCAGGAAUAUCAGGUGUGUGCACACAGGACUGACCUUCAUAGAAAGGAGUUUCUCAAUCGCAUGUUACUGCUGGAAUAACCAGUCGCUCUGUAGUGUGCUGAAGGACAGUGGUGUGCAAUGUGUCAGCUUGUAAAUGUUAGCUCAUUUAAGUGCUGUAUUGUCACUUUUAUGGCUUGGAGAGUCUUAUCCCUAUUGGAAAUCUGAAUUUUAAAAAAAAAUGGGAAAAUGUCAGUCAUUCCCUUGCAUCUCAGGCCAAGCUUUAAAGAUUGUUGCCCUAUGACUUGGUCUCCCCCACGUAUACACGCUCUGCCUCAAGAGAAUUCACACAGAAGGCUGAUCAGCAUCCUUGCUCGUAAGCAUAGCUGAGAUGUGAGUGUAUAAUCUACAUGUAUGAAUUUAGACUCAUUUCUUUGCAAUUGGUAUUCACAUCUGUAACCUACGUGCAUAUCCAUGUAGCUUUUAUUUCAGUAAUCAGGUGUUUAAAAAGCAUUGGAAUUUUUGGAUAUAAAAUAGUGAAAUAGUCAGGUUUUGCUAGCCUCUUACAGAGAUGGAGACCCCCUGUGCAGAACCUGGACUGUAGGUGUCACAUUUGUGAAGUCAGAGCGUGCAUUUGGAGAGAGCUGCUGAGAGAAAUUUUGUCACCAUGGAGUAAGAUCAGAUACCAGAUCGUCAGAGGAAAGUGUUCCUAAUGUAGAAGCCUGUGGUGUCUAUGUAUAAUGUAGUGACUUAUACUGUCAAACACACAGCACUGCUUUUUGCUCCACUGUAGUGAAAAGGAUACUGUCAACUUAAAUUUUAUUGUGGGGGGGGGGGGGAGACCUUCUUACCUAUGUUACUAAAAAUUCUUCGUUAUAAAAAUGGGAAAUUUAAAAAUUCCUGUGUCCUUUUCAUAUCUUACUAUGUGCAUUUCUCUGACCGGCUAAUGAAAAAAUCAUUUUCACUUCUGGUGUUGAUACCUGGGUUGCAAAUGCUGCAGGGCAGUGUUUCCUUUAAAACUUUCCCCUGUGGAAUUUUAAGAAAUCAUGGAAACAUCUUUGGUCUCAAUCAACAGACAAAAUUCUAUUUUCUGGAAAUACUUUGUGUUUAUAUCCUUUUUUAAAGAUUUCUCAGCUCUUUCAUUAUAAAACCCAUUUUCUAGGAUUGAUACCUCAACUGUUCUUAAAAUUAUGAUGAUUGUAAACUUGCGUCAGUUUUUCUUAAUUUUACCAGAAGUCAGCCCCUAAUAAUACAUAGUGUUUUGUAGAAUCCUUUUCAUCCAUAGUUCUCAAAAUACUUUACCAGGAGUGAAGCGACUUCCCCAAAGUCAACUAGAAAGCCAGUGAAAUACUGUUUAAUCUGGGUGGGUGGAUGGAAUAAUUUACACUGCUGUAAUUGUUCGAAGAAAUCACUACUAAAUUGUUUGUUGUACCAGUCCCUAUAGGAUAGUUUUUAGUGCACUUGAUUGCUAACUCAGCAUUAAUAAAUACCAAUUCCCUUCAGCUUCAAUAUUCCAGAUGUUGCAGAUUGUAUUGAA
This is a messenger RNA of Chelonia mydas (Green sea turtle), 2819 nucleotides long. It is a transcript of the gene SAP30BP, whose product is annotated as SAP30 binding protein. Bases 204 to 1136 code for a protein of 310 amino acids. NCBI's taxonomy places the organism in Eukaryota, Metazoa, Chordata, Testudines, Cheloniidae. The transcript is spliced from 11 exons. Gene Ontology annotation, biological process: regulation of DNA-templated transcription. The record is from RefSeq and is a predicted model, not a curated record. Gene Ontology annotation, cellular component: nucleus.